Molecule: messenger RNA, 1329 nt
Organism: Lathyrus oleraceus (garden pea)
Lineage: Eukaryota; Viridiplantae; Streptophyta; Magnoliopsida; Fabales; Fabaceae
Exons: 1
Coding region: 1-1329 (442 amino acids)
Source: RefSeq, a predicted model, not a curated record
AUGGACCAAGGGAUCUUGGUGGUAGAUUGCUCGUCCAUAAAGGAAGAUGUGUCUACCCUCGAGAUACCAUACAACAAAGUCCCUCAUCUGCAAAUUCCAUAUGACUUCUCUCAGUUAACUCUGUCGACAAAUCCUGUUACUCCAAUCAUAAUAACAGUUCCCACACCAUUCCCAUAUGUUGACACCAAGGCAGUCCCAUGGAUGUAUGACACCUCAGUUUACAUUCAUGGUCAAAAGAUUCAAGAAGAACCGUUGAAGUCUAGUGAUCCAAUGAUCAAUAUCACUAACACUGGCGGAAUUACGAGAAGUGGGAGAAUAUUUGCGCCGACACCCACUCCAAUUAGAAUUACCAAUCCUUCAACUUUAGACAAAGGCAAACAAAUUGAUGGCGCUCAGCAAAGACAAGACCCUGCACCUUCCAAUGAAGUAGACGAGUUCUUACGCAUUAUCAAGAAGAGGGAUUAUCGGGUAGUUGAUCAGCUUAACCAGACACCCUCGAAGAUCUCAACGUUGUCUUUAUUAAUGUGCUCGGAGGCCCAUAGGGAUGCUUUGGUAAAAAAUUUGAGGAUAACUCACGUACCGCAAGAGAUCUCUGUUUGUCAGUUUGAAGGAGUAGUUAACAAUAUCGCUACUAGCUUAAGCUUGGGUUUCAGUGAUGAAGAGCUUCCCUCCGAGGGGAGGAGUCAUAACAAGGCUCUUCAUAUUUCUAUUGAAUGUAGGGACACAGUCCUAUCAAGAGUUUUGGUGGACACUAGGCCUUCCCUCAAUGUGAUACCUAAGAGUUCCUUUGCUAAACUAACUGUUGAAGGACUCGUAAUGAAGUCGAGUGAGCUUAUAGUAAGAGCAUUUGAUGGGACUAGAAGGAUUGUGAUCGGUGAGGUGAUUUUUCCUAUGAAUAUUGGUCCCCAUACUUUCCUUAUCACUUUCUUCGUAAUGGAUAUCUACCCAACCUACAGUUGUAUGCUUGGGAGGCCUUGGAUCCAUUCAGCUAGUGCAGUCACUUCAAUGCUCCACCAAAAAUUGAAAUUCUUAGUUGAUGAUAAACUAGUUAUUGUCGAGGGUGAGGAGGACAUUAUGGUAAGUCACCUCGCAUCUUUCCGAUACGUUAAAGGAGAAUGGGAGAUGAGGGAAAUCCCAUUCCAAUCAUUUGAAGUUAUCAAUGUUGAAAUGGUUUGCCCAGCAAGGGAUGAAUCAAAAUAUGCCAAAUCUCCAAUGGAAUCUCUUAAAGACGCCCUGACAAUCAUAAAUGAUGGACACCCCCAAGGAUGGGGAAGAUUGCUUGAACUUCAUACCAACAAGAACUGUACCGGUUUAGGAUACAACUCCUAG